Molecule: messenger RNA, 771 nt
Organism: Closterium sp. Yama58-4
Lineage: Eukaryota; Viridiplantae; Streptophyta; Zygnematophyceae; Desmidiales; Closteriaceae
Source: the annotation of a GenBank genome assembly
AUGGAGGAGGCUAGCAGUCAUUCCGUCGUGCUGCACGUCUACGAUCUCUCGCACGGCUUGGCGCGGCAGCUGUCGCAGACGUUACUGGGGACGGCGAUCGACGCGGUGUACCACACGGGCGUCGUGGCGUACGGCACGGAGUACUGGUUCGGCGCCGGCAUCCAACGCGGCGUGCCCGGCCGCACCGACUUCGGGCCGCCCAUGGAGGCGAUCCGACUGGGGUGCACGGAGAUCCCGCGCGACCUCUUCGAGCAAUUCCUGGCGGACAUCAGCGCCAACUACAGCCCGCAGCGCUACAGCCUGCUGUCGCACAACUGCAACCACUUCAGCGACGAGGUCGCGCACUUCCUGCUGGGCCGCGGCAUCCCCACGCGCAUCCUCGACCUCCCCCGCCACGUCCUCAGCAGCCCGCAGGGCGCCCUGCUCGCGCCGCUGCUGCAGCAGCUGGAGACCACUCUCAAGUACGGCGCCGCGCCUCAUGCGCCCUUCCCCGCGCCCUCCCCCAUCAGCGCGUCCCCCAGCUACAGCAUUCCUGCGCAGCUGCUACACCCUCCACCCGCCUCUGUUCCCGCACCCACUGCGCCAGACGCUGCCUUGAAUUCAAGCAGCGCGUUGCCAGCAGUAGGUGCUGCUACAGCAGCAGCAGCAGCAGGAGCAGCAGCAGUCGGUCGUGGGAGCCAUGCGGGCGGCCUGGCUGCCAGUGAGGCUGCUGCUGCUGCUGUCAGGAGAGUGGUGGCCCGCCAUGGCCUCACUGCUGCUGCUGCUCCCUAG